UCAAAUCGCUCACUUCGAGCAAAUGCAUCUGUGAUUACAGAAAAUGUCCAAAAAGGGAAGCAUGUCUGGCGCAGGGGGUGGGAAGCGCCCCUCAGGAGGGGACAGUCCCCCUGGCCCUCCUGAAAAAAAGCUGAAGAAAGAGGAGAAGACUACAACGACUCUCAUCGAACCCAUCCGCAUUGGAGGAGUUUCUUCUACGGAGGAGAUGGACAUGAAGGUCAUUCAGUUCAAGAACAAGAAGCUCUGCGAGCGCCUUGAACAGAGGCAGGCUUUGGAGGAUGAGUUGAGAGAGAAGAUUGAGAAGCUGGAAAAAAGGCAGGCCACCGAUGACACAACUCUGCUUAUCGUCAACCGCUGCUGGACUCAGCUGGAAGAAAAUAUCCAUGAGUUGCUGCAGCAUGUGGAGCCUAAGGAUGCCCCGGCACCGGUUCAGAUUCCUGCCACCCCUCCUGUUCCAGCAGACGCUCCUGUUCCUGCUGUAACCCCAUCUCCUGCUCCUGAACCGUCUGCUCCUCUGCCGGCUCCAGUGGAGGGAGAGGAUGGGCUCCCGCAACCUCCAGCAGCAGCUGAGGGGAUGGAAGAUCAGCAACAACCAUCACAAGAAAAGGAGCAAGAGCAGCAACAGCAGCCUGACUCUGCGGAGAAGCCAGCAGAAGCACCAGUGACAGAUGAAAUUCCAGCCCCUCCUCCUCUUCCACCUCUUAGUGAGAGUGCAAAGGCUUUUCUGACCAUUCUGGAUAACAGCAGUGAAGAGGAGCUCACACUGCAGCUGCAGGACAGGAUGCAGUUCAGCAAGGGUGCCGUGGCCUGCAUGGUCUGCAUCUUUGACCGUCUGCAUACCAGCAUUGACAAGCUGUGCACUCGAGUCGAGUCUGCUGCAUGUGAAGAUGACAGUCAGCGAGACAUAGUUACCACAAACCGCAAACUUCUAGAGGAAAAUAAUCGUCUGUAUGACCUUGCAUCCUCUCUUCAAGGGAAACACCACAAGAUGUCAUUAGAGUAUAAUGAACUGGUUGAUAAAGUUACAAGUUCUGAGACUAAAGUGUCUGAGAUGGAAACUGCGGUGGAGGAUCUGCAGUGGGACAUCGAGAAACUCCGUAAGCGAGAGCAAAAGCUGAAUAAACACCUUGCAGAGGCUCUGGAGCAGCUUAAUACUGGUUACCAUGCUACUGGCAGUUCUGGUGGAUUACCGGGUGGGCAAAUCACACUCAGUAUACAGAAGUUUGAAUCUCUGAAUGCCGAACUGGAGCAGAAUCAGGAACUUGCCAACAGCCGCAUGGCAGAGCUAGAAAAAUUGCAGCAAGAGCUACAGGAAGCUGUUCGGGAGAGCGAGAAGCUAAAGAUGGAUCUGAGGAAUAUCCCAGAGGAAGUGUUGAAGGAGACGCCAGAGUACAAGUGCCUCCAGUCUCAGUUCUCUCUGCUGUAUAAUGAGUCUCUGAGUGUGAAGACGCAGCUGGAUGAAGCCAGAGCUCUGCUGCUCACAGCCAAAAAUGCUCAUCUACGACAGAUUGAGCACAUGGAGAGCGAUGAGUUGUCUCUCCAGAAGAAGUUACGCACUGAGGUCAUCCAGCUAGAGGACACACUAGCCCAGGUCCGCAAGGAGUAUGAAAUGCUAAGGAUUGAAUUUGAACAGAAUCUUGCAGCCAAUGAGCAAGCAGGCCCAAUAAACAGAGAAAUGAGACACUUAAUCAGCAGUCUGCAGAACCAUAAUCAUCAGCUGAAAGGAGAUGUGCAGAGAUAUAAGAGGAAAUUACGUGAGACACAGAUGGAAAUAAACAAGUUGAAGUGCCAGAGUGGAGAAGCAACUGCGCUGAUACUGGAGGAGAGUGUGGGUGAUGGAGGUCUGGAGGUGAAGAAAGAGGAAGAUGAUGAUCAGGAGGAGGAGGAAGAGAGGAGGAGAGAGCUGGAAAGACAGCGAGCACGUGAGCGAGAGCGGGAGGCGGAGAGAGAGCGAGAGCGAGAGAGAGAGCGGGAGAGACAGCGCAGUGAGGAGCUUAAGAGGAAGGACUCAGACACACUCAAGAUGCUCAGGGCAGAGCUCAAAAAAGCUCAGGAGUCUCAGAAGGAAAUGAAACUUCUGCUAGACAUGUACAAAUCGGCACCAAAGGAGCAGCGAGAUAAAGUGCAACUCAUGGCUGCUGAAAAGAAGUCUAAAGCAGAGGUGGAAGAGUUGAGGCAGCGAGUACGGGAAUUAGAGGAGAGGGAAAAGAAAGAAAGCAAAAAGCUGGCAGACGAAGACGCUCUGCGCAAGAUCCGUGUGGCCGAGGAGACCAUCGAACACUUGCAGAAAAAGCUGGCUGCUACUAAACAGGAGGAAGAGGCUCUGCUGAGUGAGAUGGAUGUGACGGGGCAGGCGUUUGAAGACAUGCAGGAGCAGAACAGCAGGCUUAUGCAGCAGCUGCGAGAAAAAGACGAUGCCAACUUUAAACUAAUGAGUGAGAGAAUCAAAUCCAACCAGAUUUACAAGCUUCUGCGGGAGGAGAAAGAGGAGCUGGCAGACCAAGUGCUCACUUUCAAAACCCAGGUGGAUGCUCAGCUGCUGGUCGUACAGAAACUGGAAGAGAAGGAGGGCGUCCUGCAGAGCACGCUGGCCACGCUGGAGAAAGAGCUGGCGCUGCGCACUCAAGCACUGGAGCUCAACAAGCGCAAGGCUGUGGAGGCGGCCCAGUUGGCCGAAGACCUUAAAGUACAGCUGGAACACACUCAGACCAAGCUGAGGGAGAUCCAGGCCUCGGUACUAGAUAACCGCACUGCCCGUGAGAGGGAGAGCGUCAACCUCAAGAAAGCACAGGAGGACUUGUCCAGACUGAGGCGCAAGCUGGAGAAACAGAAAAAGGUUGAGGUGUACACGGAUGCUGAUGAGAUUCUGCAAGAAGAAAUUAAUCAGUAUAAGGCUAAAUUGCGUUGUCCCUGUUGUAAUACUCGUGAUAAGGAGACUGUCCUCACCAAGUGUUUCCACGUCUUUUGCUAUGAAUGCUUGAAGACUCGCUACGACACUCGCCAGAGGAAGUGCCCCAAAUGCAACGCUGCGUUCGGAGCAAAUGACUUUCACCGUAUCUACAUCACUUAAUUCACUCUGCACCUUUCUGAUGGACUUAAAACAUUAGGUGGGAGAAAAAAAAAAGAAGGGAUGAAAGUGGUCUUGAAGCACAGGAUUACCAUGGCGUGGUAUUUUAAAAUGCUCUAAAGGGCCGCUUCCAGUCUCAUCUGUGAUAGGUGGUGCUAGUGACCAAACAGACACUGACAGAAUGGAAACAGUUGUGAAGUAGUCAUGGUCUACAGCACGUAAGCCAUGCUCCUUCAUCGCAGAGGAAUCCAUUGAGUUUUGUGUCUCUUUUUUUCUGUUUUUCCUUGCAUUUUUAAACUUAUUGUCGAAUCCCCAUGAAAAAAAAGAGAGGAAAGACUGUAUCUGCUUCUAAAUAUUAUAACUCGACAGAAUAUGACAGGCUGACGUUCACACAAAUUGUUUUAUUUUGACAAUUAUGGCCUUAUCCAUUUGAAUCACACAGUAACUCUAUCCAGAAACACAGCCAGUUUCUAUGGCGACACUCAAUGUUAUUGAACCCCUUAAAGUUUAGCAAUGAACAGAUGUGAUGGUACUGGGUGGAAAGAAUAGACAUGCAUAAAAUUAGAAACAUAGAUGGUGUUGCAGUGACUUUUAAAUGGCAAAACAAACAUAUUCAUGCUAAAGUAAACGUCCUAGCCCAUUAAGCUUUAGUCCGGUACAGUAUAUACCCGAACCAGUUCCAGAUGUAUCACCAACAUGUCAAAAUACUGCACAAUUUCUUUAAGAAUAAAAGCUGAUACAGGUA
This is a messenger RNA of Danio aesculapii, 3812 nucleotides long. It is a transcript of the gene rnf40, whose product is annotated as ring finger protein 40. Bases 44 to 3070 code for a protein of 1008 amino acids. Lineage: Eukaryota; Metazoa; Chordata; Actinopteri; Cypriniformes; Danionidae. The transcript is spliced from 20 exons. Gene Ontology annotation, cellular component: HULC complex; nucleus. Gene Ontology annotation, molecular function: metal ion binding; ubiquitin protein ligase activity. The record is from RefSeq and is a predicted model, not a curated record.